Messenger RNA from Lecanosticta acicola, 624 nucleotides. NCBI's taxonomy places the organism in Eukaryota, Fungi, Ascomycota, Dothideomycetes, Mycosphaerellales, Mycosphaerellaceae. The record is from the annotation of a GenBank genome assembly.
AUGGAGCGCACCGAGGUGUCUCCCGAAGAAGCCAGCGAAGGCGGAUGGCAGGUCGUCGAGAGCAAAAGCUCUCGUCGGAAGCGCAUGCAAGAGCAAACACCCUCGCAGACACAUGGGGCCAGAUAUGGAAAGAACCGUAAGAAGCGGAACAGGAAGUCCGAUUCAGCCCCCAACAAGGGCCAGAAAGACUCGUUCAACACAGCAAGACCGAUUGAGCCCGUGCCUCCAAAAAGUCGAAGGUCCCAUCACAAGCACAUCUACUCCCCGCUCCAAUGGGAACAACACGACAUCAGGAUCCUGGUCCUGAAGGCUGGAAAGUGGCAGAUGCCUCUGAAAGGUGACCUGCUCCAGCGGCCACUUGCGUGGGCGGAAAAGACGGGAUUUGAGACAAUUUCGUACUGCUGGGGAGAACCGAAUGAUCAGGGCACUAUCAACAUCAAUGGAUACCCUCUGGGGAUUCCAAAUUCGGCAAUUGAGGCUCUUCGACAGUUCAGAUACGAGGAUAAGGACCGUCUUCUUUGGAUCGAUUCGAUUUGCCUCAACCAAUCCGAUGUGAAAGAGCGUGGCCAUGAGGUCGCUCGCAUGCACCAUAUCUAUAGUCGCGGCCGGAAAAAUUUGGUAUAG